UCUUUCAAUUUCUAAAUAUGUUUGCUGACUUAAAUAUUAUUUUAAUAAAUAUAUCUGUUUAAUAAAUCUGUUUUGUUUAAAUGCACCAAAAUACAUUGCCUAUAUUCACUGAGAAACGGAUAAAAAUAUUAAUUUUCAAAAUGGGGUGUAUAUGCUGAGCACUGUAUGUCACUUACAAAUCUAUUAUGCCGUUACAGUGCACCCAAAAAAGCCCACUUGAUUCAACUCAACUGUGUAAAGUUUGCACUUGUGUGUUUCGUCUGAGUGCUCCAGUUUCGCCCCCAGUCCAAAAGCAUGUGGUACUGGUGAAUUGGAGAAAGUAAACUGGCUGUAUGAGUGUGUAUAAAAUCAGAAUAAUUAGCCCCCCUUUGAAAUUUGUUUUCUUUUUUAAAUAUUUCCCAAAUUAUGUUUAACAGAGCAAGGAAAUUUUCACAGUAUGUCUGAUCAUUUUUUUUCUUCUGGAGAAAGUCUUAUUUGUUUUAUUUCGGCUAGAAUAAAAGCUGUUUUUAAUUUUUUUAAAACCCAUUUUAAGGUCAAAAUUAUUAGCCCCUUUAAGCUAUAUUUUUUUAUUGUCUACAGAACAAACCAUCGUUAUGCAAUAACUUGCCUAAUUACCCUAUCCUGCCUAGUUAACCUAAUUAACCUAGUUAAGCCUUUAAAUGUCACUUUAAGCUGUAUAGAAGUGUCUUGAUAAAUAUCUAGUAAAAUAUUAUUUACUGUCAUCAAUAAACGGGGGCUAAUAAUUCAGGGGGGCUAAUAAUUCUGACUUCAACUGUUAAUGAGAGUGAAUGGGAGUUGGGUCAGUCUAGGGUUGUGCAAGCAAGGGCAUCUGUCAGUAAAACAUGUGACAUUCCGCUGUAGGGAGCAAGAGAAUAAACUGAAAGUGAUUUUAUACACUACCGGUCAAAAAUUUGGGGUCAGUUGGAUUUUUAAAAUGUUUUAAAAUAAGCUUCUCCUCACCAAGGCUGCAAUUAUUUAAUCAAAAAUACAGUACAGAUUGUGAAAUGUUAUUGCACUAUAAAAGAACUGUUCAAAAGUAGUUUAUCAUUUAAUUUAAUUAUUUAUUCCAGUGAUUUUAAAGAUAAAUUUUCAGCUUCAUUCAUAAGUCUUCAGAGUCACAUGAUCCUUCAGAAAUCACUCUAACAAUACUACUACUAAUUAUUAUUAUUAUUAAUAGUAAUAGUAAUAAAGCAAUAAUGACUGAAUAUUUUAAUAUGAAAGUACACACAUUAAGAAAGCAGUUAUUUAAAAUUUUUAUAAAUAUUUAACAAUUUAACUUCUUUCUUUUUUACAUUUAAUAAAUGCCGCCUUGAAGAACAGAAUAAUUUUCUUAAAAGAAAACAUGAAAAAAAACUGACCCCAAACUUUUGACUGGUAGUGGGUGUGAAUUCAGUUUUAAGAGGGCUCAUUUUUUUCUUAUGUAGGGCCUACUGUACCAUACAUAUAUCUUUUUAAAUAUCACCAUUCUGUACAAUACAAUUCACCACAAUACUCAAAUUUUACUACACACCAGUUUUUCAAAUAAGGUCCAAAUCCUUAUGGAACAGUUCUAAAUAGAAAGUAAUAGGUUAAAUAAAGUUGCUUGUCAGACACGGUGCUGUUUGCAUGCAUAAUUCAUUUUUUUGUCUUAAAAUUUUUGUCAGACUUUUCAGAAUAAUAUGAUGUUUCUGAAAUGUUUCUGUCCAUCCAGCUGAACAAACAAACAAACAAACAAACAAACAAACAAACAAACAAACAAACAAACAAACAAACAAACAAACAAACAAACAAACAAACAGCAAAAAUCGAUAAGGGACCAGCAAAAACAAGCUAAGAACCAAAACCAGCAUCAAAACAUGCUUUACCAGAUAAUGCUGGCACUUUCCGCAUGGCAGUAGCAGAAAACUCACAUCAAGAGCGCCUCCAUGUGGCGAAAAUGUUUUUAUUAGUAAUUAAAAAUUACAGUAUUAUUUCAUUGAGCCAAUUCAAGUAAUUAACAUCAUUACCUCGCUUUGCUUUUUGAUCGCAAUAAAAAAAAUUCUCCCUUUCACGUAUUUUUUAUUGAUUUUUCUUUUUCUUUAACUGAGCAUAAUUAUUUUAAGAUUUUAAAGAGUUUUGGUUUGUGUGAGGAAAUUUACAACGACACGCAUAAGCACAGAUAUAAUCUACACAGGAAGAGGUAAAGUGGCCACAUUAUUUCUGCAUCUUUUGCGCGUUAGCUCGUGCUGCGUCUCAAAUCCUAUUGAGUCGCCUAUCUAGACAUCGUGUUUAAAGAUUAGCAACAUGUCAUAUAUCAACAUGCCAUAUACGCGCAGCUUUUUCGAAUACCAUAGUAUACCAUAGUACCUUCUCAAAAAUCCUGCACGUGUCUGUAACUAAGACAAGAGCUAAGUAAUGCUGACUAUGUAGGAAGCCUAGUAGAUUUUAAACAACCACCGACAGGCAGAGUACUUUGAGAAUGACGCCUUCAGCGAUGCUUUGAAUUUUACACACUCAACACGACAACUGGCAUUAGAGAUGAAGGCUGUGUUGAUAACUUUGACUGUUCUCUUUUACUGUUUGGGACAGAAGUAUACACUAGGGGAAGAACCCGUUUGCCAAAAUCAGCCUUCAUGUUCUGAAUGUAUCAGGAGUCCUGGAUGUGCUUGGUGCACACAAAUGAACUUCCUGAAAUCGGGUGAGUCUAAUGAACGACGCUGUGAUUCUCCCAAGUCUCUGAAGGAGAGGAAAUGUGAAGAUGAUCAUGUGAUCAAUCCUGGAAAACAUCCAUUGAACUAUGUGAAGAACAAUGACCUCAGCAGUGAUUCUGAUAACGUGGUCCAACUCAAACCGCAGAAUGUCAACAUUAAACUCCGAGUUGGAGUUCCAUUUGAGUUCACAGUUGAGUUUAAAAGGGCUCAGGGUUACCCCAUAGAUCUGUACUACCUGAUGGAUCUCAGCUACUCCAUGCAAGAUGAUUUGGAGCAAAUUAAAACCCUAGGGCAGAAAAUCCUCAAGAAGCUGAAGGACAUCACAGAGACCGUCCGGAUCGGUUUCGGGUCUUUUGUUGAUAAGGAGAUGUUGCCGUAUGUCAGUCAGCUGCCGCCGAGACGUAAGAACCCCUGUCCCAAUCGCAUAAAUACCUGCCAGAAAGCGUUCACGUUCCAGAAUGUCCUGCCACUGACUAGUGAUGGCAAAGAGUUUGAACGGGAAGUGAGCAAACAGAACAUCUCUGGCAACCUGGACUCUCCUGAGGCUGGUCUGGAUGCCAUAAUGCAGGCUGCCGUCUGUAAGGAUAAGAUCAAAUGGGGUAAUGUGACACGGAUUUUGGUAUACACAUCUGAUGACACCUUUCACAUGGCAGGAGAUGGACGACUAGGUGGUGCUUUUCUGCCACAUAAUGGACAGUGUCAUUUUAAUGAUAUGGGUUCUUAUAUUGGAAAAGUCUACGAUUACCCAUCAGUGGGUCAUGUGUCUAGAGUUCUGCAGGAUAACAAUAUUCAGCUCAUAUUUGCUGUCACUGAGGACAUCUAUCCAGCAUAUAAGGCAUUGAGUGCAUUGAUUCCUCAGUCAGUGGUUGGUGUAUUGAAGAAAGACUCCAGUAAUGUGGUUGAUCUAAUCUCUGAGGCAUACGGGAACUUGUCAUCUACACUGGUGUUGGAGCAGGAAGGAGCUCCAGCAGAGCUGAUGGUGUCCUACAGGUCGAAAUGUAAAGACAAUCAGGCGGCCAAUGAAUGGAGGGAAAAAGGAGAAUGUCAAGGCAUCAAGCAUGAGAAGAUAACAUUUCAAGUACGUUUGAAUGCAACAGCAUGUCUGAAGGAACCUCAGAUAUUCCGGAUCAAAAUGCAAGGCAUCAGUGAGGAGGUGAAGAUUACAGUGGAUACUGAUUGUCAGUGUGACUGUGGAGCUGCAGAAAAUUCUUCUGAACACUGCAACUAUAAAGGAAAUCUGUCAUGCGGCAUGUGCAGCUGUGUUGAAGGGUACUUGGGUCAGAACUGCAGCUGCAAGCAACAGAGUGAUAUGGACUCUACCAUCAAAAUGCUGGCAUCCUGCCGGCCCGACAACAGGUCACUUGUUUGCAGUGGCCAAGGAUCCUGUGAAUGUGGCAAAUGUGUGUGUAGAAACGAGUACAGCGGAGACUACUGUCAGUGUGAUCCCAAUAGCUGUGAAAAACACAAUGGACUGACAUGCAAUGGUAAAGGCAGUUGUAAAUGUGGUAAAUGUGCAUGUAAAGACAGAUAUACAGGGUCUGCAUGCGAGUGCUCACCUAGCCAAGACAACUGUAAGAAUAAGUGGGGCCUUUGCGGUGGUCAAGGGGAAUGUGUUUGCGACCGCUGUCAGUGUAAACCAGGCGUCAUUGGAGAACACUGCUCUGCUUUCGUGGACGCUUGCAAGCUGUUCAAGGAUUGUGUGGAAUGUCAUGUUAAGGGUAGCCCUUCCUGUGAUGCGAAAUGUUUCAAUGCUAUAGUAAAACGUCUUGAUGGCACUCAUGAGCUUUCUUGCAUAUAUGAACAAGUUUCAUACAGUGUGGAGCUUCAGGCCAGUGGCAAAGUUAAUGUUGAAUAUGCAGACCUGCCUUAUACUGUUGAUAAGACUAAAGUUAUCAUCGGCAGCUCUGUGUCUGGAAUCAUAAUAACUGGCAUUAUAAUAAUCAUUAUUUACCGUGCCCUCCUGGAGCUGUACGACUAUAGAGAAUAUCAGAGCUUCGUCAAAAUGCAGAGUCAGACGCAGUGGAAAGGGGACCAGAAUCCUCUUUUCAAAGGUGCCACGACAACAGUGAUGAACCCUUUACAUAUGCAAAACGAAGCAUAAAUUUAAAGAGAGGGCAGAUUUCUGGGAGUUUGCUAUUGUAGUUUUUUGUUUCUUUUCGCUUUUUUCUUUUGGACAUUUCACACUGUGCAGCUUAAAACUGUGUUCAAAAUGUGUAGCCUAGGUUAACCGUAAAAACACUGUGAUAGAGAACAGGAAGUUUAUAAAUAGUGUGAUAUAUUUAGCGUAAAUUCAAAUGCUGCAGAACACAAAGCCUUUCUGUUAUGACUAAAUAGAGCUGUGAAAUCAGCUGUGAAACUGAACAAUGUUAUCCAAACAUGUUGGCAUUUUUUAACCCAUUAAACAAUUUAAGAACUUCCUUUGUUUUGAUUUGAUUUAAAUAAGGAGUGUUUAACUUUAUUUGUGGAACAGGGUUUCUGGAAUUUCCACAUAUACUUUGACAAUAUAAAUCGCACACAGUCAUCCUUCAAUUCCAAGCACAAGAAUUAUGUUUUAGUUUUUAUCAUGCAAUUUUAUCUUGUACUUUUAUCAACAAUGGCAUCAAAAUAGAUUUUUUGAUAUGUCUUAUGUAGCAGAAGAACACGUGAAUGUUAACUAGACAGCUUAUUUUACGAUGUAAUCCAAAAUAACUUUCUAAAUGUACGGUAUAUUCCAGAAUGUAUGGCGAAUUAACCUUUCAUGGCAUGAAAUUGAUACCUGUUUAGCUUUACUGCUAAGUGUUUUAUAUUGUUUAUUAUAUAUCUCAUGUUUAAUUAAAAACAUUAUUUGGUAUAUUUUUAUUUAUUUAUUCGUUGUGUUUGG
This is a messenger RNA of Danio aesculapii, 5529 nucleotides long. RefSeq names its product integrin, beta 7 (gene itgb7). The record is from RefSeq and is a predicted model, not a curated record. Gene Ontology annotation, cellular component: cell surface; integrin complex; focal adhesion. NCBI's taxonomy places the organism in Eukaryota, Metazoa, Chordata, Actinopteri, Cypriniformes, Danionidae. Gene Ontology annotation, molecular function: integrin binding. The coding region runs from base 2497 to 4770 and encodes 757 amino acids. Gene Ontology annotation, biological process: cell-matrix adhesion; cell migration; integrin-mediated signaling pathway. The transcript has 16 exons.